UCCAAGACUUUGACCCCUCUCGAGAAGCAAAUUCGUGAAUUGCGCGAAAGUCACAAAGACAAAGUGCUAGUAAUACAAAUAGGGUACAAGUACAAGAUGUUUGGUGAUGAUGCCAAACUUGGAUCUAAAAUAUUGGACAUUAUGUAUAUCAGAGGUGGAGAUGAUGGAACCAGAGAUGAAUUUUCGUAUUGUUCUUUUCCUGACUUCAAAUUGCAUAUCAAUCUCAAGCGGCUUCUUACCCAUGGGCUCAAGAUAGGCGUAGUCAAACAAUUGGAGUCCGCCAUUGUAAAGACUGUAGAAAAGUCGUCAAAGUCUUCUGAUUUGAUGAAAAGAGAAAUUACAGGAGUUUACACGAGAGGAACGUAUAUGGGAGACGAAUAUGUUCAAUCUUCUGGUAAUUCAGCAGAUACAGAGUCUCCGUAUUACAUCAUUUGCAUAAAUGAGAUUAAUCAGAAAGAACUAUCUAUGGUAGCAGUUCAACCAAAGACAGGAGAUAUCGUACAAGACACUUUUAAAGACGGUCUCAAUAGAGACGAAUUGGAAACACGGCUCAUGUAUCUCAAUCCUAGUGAGGUUAUUGUACUUAGUAGCGAACAGCCGAGUGUAGAGACCUUGAAAACAAUAAGGCUUGUAGCCAGUGACGUCCAAUUACUUCCCAGAAAGAGAAAGGGAGAAGAUGAAGUAUUCAAUGGACUCAUUGAGUUCUUUGACUCAAUAGAUAACGGCAAGUACAAACAUUUGGGAGACUACUUUUCGGUUAAUUUCUCCAAACACAUUCAAUCGUGCUUUUAUGAACUUAUUAAUUACCUUCUGGAAUUCAAGUUGAGUAAUGUUUUCACCAUUCCUGACAAUAUUAGCAACUUUACAAACUCAAGAAAAUACAUGGUUUUGCCAAAUAAUACCCUCUAUGCCUUGGAAAUCUUCCAAAACUAUACUAAUCCCGCAAGCCAAAAGGGAACAUUGAUAUGGUUGCUUAAUCAUACGAGAACGAGGUUUGGCAAUAGAUUGCUCAACAAAUGGGUAUCAAAACCUUUAAUUGAAAAAGAGAAAAUAGAAGAAAGAUUGCUUGCAAUUGAAGAUUUGACAGGAGAUUUUAACAACGUUGUAGAUGCCCUCAAGAUUCAAUUGGAUAAAAUGGGCAAAUCGCUUGAUUUAGAGGAGUUGCUCAUGAAGACUCACUAUGCAGCAACAUAUAAUUUAGACAAGAUCAACAGAAGAGAUAUCUACAAUAUGUUAGAUUGUUUCCAGAGCGUACUCGAAUCAAUGAAUAGAUUUGAAAAAGGGAUUACCGAAUUUUCCAAAACCAAAAAGUCACCGUUAUUGACGAAUAUACUUCUAGAGCUUCUGGAAAUGUCCAAAACUACAGUCGUUUCCAAUUUGUUGAACAAAAUAAACCGUUCCUAUGUAAUGAACGAGUCAAAAGAUCCCGAGGAACAAGUGACACAGUUUUUCAACCUUGACAAUCAUAACUGGGAGGAUAUAAGAUCUGAGUUCUCCGAACUAGAUAAGAUUGAAAAAUUAUUUGAAGAAGAAUUAUUAAAUAUUAGACGGGUGCUAAAACGACCACAAUUACAAUACAUUACAAACAACAAGGAGCCUUACUUGAUUGAGGUAAGAAACGGAAAGCAGGUAGAUGAGCUACCAACAGAUUUUCAUCGUAUCAAUGGAACAACCACUGUUUCUAGAUUCAGAUCAGAGAGGACUGCGCAAUUGUAUAUCAAGAAGCAAUAUCACAAGGAAAAACUUCUUGUCAAUUGUAACGUAGCAUUCAAUGAUUUCUUGAAGGAAAUAGAUGAACAAUAUGAGUUCUUCAGUAAGAUCGUCAAAAACUUGUCUGUCUUCGACUGUUUAUUAUCUCUCACAGCAGCAAGUUUAGCAUCCAAGAAUACUCGUCCAAUUUUGGUGGAUCAGCAGUUAAUUGAAGUUCAGAAAGGUCGUAAUCCGAUUAUUGAAUCAUUGCACAACAGGAACGACUAUGUACCUAAUGAUAUCGACAUAUGUUAUGACAAUAAGGUCUUGAUCAUCACCGGACCAAAUAUGGGAGGUAAGUCUUCGUAUGUCAAACAAGUUGCCCUACUUGUUAUUAUGCUGCAGAUUGGCUGUUAUAUUCCUUGUGACAGGGCCACUUUAGGAGUAUUUGACUCUAUUUUUAUUCGUAUGGGAGCUAGCGACAACAUCUUGAAGGGUAAUUCUACAUUCAUGAAUGAGAUGUUAGAGUGUAGUAAUAUCAUUCAUGGAAUAUCCAAUAAGUCGUUGGUAAUUCUUGACGAAAUCGGAAGAGGUACUGGAACAAGUGACGGGAUUGCUUUAGCGUAUUCAAUUCUUCGUUACUUAAUAGAAUCUCCACUACGGCCAUUGGUAUUGUUCAUUACACAUUAUCCUUCCCUUCAUGUGCUUGAAGAUUCCUUCCCUACCGUCGUGACUAACUACCAUAUGGGCUUUCAACAAAUCCAUAAAGACGAUAACGAUUUUCCUGAAAUCAUAUUCUUGUACAACUUGGUCAAAGGAGUUAUCAAUAAUCUGUAUGGGUUGAAUGUAGCGAAAUUGGCAGGUUUACCAGUAUCGGUAAUUUCUGGUGCUCAUAGAGUCAGCGAGCUGCUCAAGUAUAAAGUAGAGAUUCAGCAGAAGGAACAAUUUACUAUGAAGUUCGGCUCUAUAUUACAGAUGUUGAAGAAGGACGAGAUAAACUCCAACAAUAUUCUCGAGCUUGAAAAUCUAUUUCUGUACAUCUGA
Messenger RNA from Scheffersomyces stipitis CBS 6054, 2733 nucleotides. It is a transcript of the gene MSH3, whose product is annotated as mismatch repair protein. Gene Ontology annotation, biological process: mismatch repair. Gene Ontology annotation, cellular component: MutSalpha complex; nucleus. Lineage: Eukaryota; Fungi; Ascomycota; Pichiomycetes; Serinales; Debaryomycetaceae. The transcript has a single exon. The annotation marks the transcript as partial. The record is from RefSeq and is a predicted model, not a curated record. Gene Ontology annotation, molecular function: mismatched DNA binding; ATP-dependent DNA damage sensor activity; ATP binding.